AUGGCUCUUCGUUUCGAGAACAAAGAAUAUGUUCUUGAAAAGGAGCUCAAAGAGCUUGAUGAGAAUGAAGCUACUCCUGAAGAUCUUGCUGCCUACAAGAAACAUUACGAUGAUGCUACCAAAGUGGCAUGCAUCAUGGUGGCAACUAUGUCCCCAGAACUGCAGAGGGCAUUGGAAGAGAUCUUGCCCACAAUAUCUGCAAGAUAUCAAGGAUGGCAAAGUGAAGCCAUCUUCGGCAGGGUCUAAAGGAAAGUGAGGAGAUAGAGCGAGGAAGGAUAAACCUGAUCAUGGGAAACAGAAAGUCUUCACCAGUAACCAAGAUCGGAGUUUAUCAGCUUCUGCUUAGUAAUGAUGUUAGAUUAGAUUUAAUAAAUUGUUGCUAUUCGUCUGAGAUGACGAGAAACAUUAUUUCAUUUCAUGCAUUGUUCAGACAAGGUUUUACAUAUUCUUUUAAU
Lactuca virosa is the source of this 455-nucleotide messenger RNA. The record is from the annotation of a GenBank genome assembly. NCBI's taxonomy places the organism in Eukaryota, Viridiplantae, Streptophyta, Magnoliopsida, Asterales, Asteraceae.